Messenger RNA from Loxodonta africana (African savanna elephant), 3775 nucleotides. RefSeq names its product glutamyl-tRNA amidotransferase subunit B (gene GATB). Gene Ontology annotation, molecular function: glutaminyl-tRNA synthase (glutamine-hydrolyzing) activity. Gene Ontology annotation, biological process: mitochondrial translation; glutaminyl-tRNAGln biosynthesis via transamidation. The transcript is spliced from 12 exons. NCBI's taxonomy places the organism in Eukaryota, Metazoa, Chordata, Mammalia, Proboscidea, Elephantidae. The record is from RefSeq and is a predicted model, not a curated record. Gene Ontology annotation, cellular component: glutamyl-tRNA(Gln) amidotransferase complex; mitochondrion. The coding region runs from base 39 to 1565 and encodes 508 amino acids.
GGGCGGCUGUGUCACCUGACCAAAACGCUGGAGGUACAAUGGCGGCGCCCAUGCUUCGAUGGGGCUGUGCUGGAAGGCGUUGGGCUUUCGCCUGUGUGGACGGUGGUUCUCGCCACGGACUAGGCGCUCGGAAUGACUUCACACUCAGCGGGAUGAGAGGACAGAGCUCUUUGGCUCUGCAGCCACUAAUCACAGCCCAGAAGCCGAGGAAAGGUGAACACGAAUGGGCAGCUGUGGUAGGUUUGGAAAUUCAUGCACAGAUUUCUUCCAAUUCUAAACUCUUCUCUGGAUCGCAAGUCCACUUUGCAGCGCCUCCAAAUUCUUUGGUUUCUUUUUUUGACGCGUCUCUGCCUGGAACUUUGCCGGUUCUCAACAGGAGGUGUGUAGAAGCAGCCGUGAUGACAGGCCUGGCACUGAACUGCCGCAUAAACAAGAAGUCCUUGUUUGACAGGAAGCACUACUUCUAUGCCGACCUCCCUGCAGGCUACCAGAUCACCCAGCAACGGCUUCCGAUUGCUGUGAACGGGAGCUUGACUUACGGCGUCUGCCUGGGGAAGAAGCGGAGGCAGGUCAUCACCAAGAUGGUGAGGAUCAAGCAGAUCCAGCUGGAGCAAGACAGCGGCAAGAGCCUCCACGAUGACCUGAGGUCUCAGACGCUCAUUGACCUGAACAGGGCGGGAGUUGGACUUCUGGAGGUGGUCAUGGAGCCUGACAUGACCUGUGGAGAAGAGGCAGCAACGGCUGUCAGGGAGCUGCAGCUGAUCCUUCAAGCCCUGGGGACGAGCCAGGCAAACAUGGCAGAGGGCCAGUUGAGAGUGGACGCCAAUGUAUCUGUGCAUCACCCUGGGGAGCCUUUCGGUGUUCGAACUGAAGUGAAGAAUCUCAACAGUGCCAGGUUCUUGGCCAAAGCAAUAGACUAUGAAAUUCAGAGGCAAAUCAACGAACUUGAGAACGGAGGUGAAAUUCUGAAUGAAACCCGCUCGUUUGAUUCCACACUGGGGUGCACUGUGCCAAUGAGAGACAAAGAAGGAAAACAGGACUACAGGUUCAUGCCGGAGCCUAACCUGCCUCCCCUGGUGCUCUAUGACGCCGCCUCCCUGCCUGCUGGGGCCGACUCACGGCAAGUGAUCAAUAUCGACUACAUUCGGGAGAGGCUCCCCGAGCUGCCCAGUGUGACCCGAGAGAAGCUCAUUGAACAGUAUGGGAUGCUGCCGGAACAUAGCUUCACCUUAUUGAAUGAAGCUGGCCUGCUGGAGUUCUUCCAAAAUGUGAUAAAAGAAACUAGGGCAGAACCCAAAGUGGUGACUAGUUGGGUCCUCAACAUUUUUCUGGGUUAUUUAAAGCAACAGAGCCUGGCUGUCAGUGAGAGUCCCAUCACACCCUCUGCGUUGGCCGAGCUUCUCACCCUGCUGGACCACAAAGUGAUUUCCUCGUCAGCAGCUAAACAGGUAUAUACCUGGGAGUGGAAUUGCUGGGCCAACAUGGUGACUCCGUGUAACCUUUUGAGGACCUGGCAGACUGUUUUCCAAAACGCUGUACCAUGUAUGUUCCCACCAAAAAUGUGAGGUUCCAGUUUCUCCACCUCCUUGCCAGUGCUUGUUAACAUCUGCCUUUCUUAUUAGAGCCAUCCUAAUGGUGUGAAUAGAGUCCCUCAAUGGUGCAGAGGGUUAAGUGCUCAAUGCUAACCAAAAGGUUGUAGGUUCGAGUCUACUGAGAGGCACUUCGGAACAAAGGUCUGGGAGUCUCUGCUUACAAAAAAUUAGCCAUUGAAAAUCCUAUGGGACAGAGUUCUGCUCUGACACACAUGAGGUCACCGUGAGUCAGAAUCAACUUACAUUUAAUUUUACUUGAAUUUAACAGAAGUAAACCUUGGGUUUUAGAAACCUGUGAGUCAGGGGAGGCGCAAGCCCAUGAGAAGGGCUCUGACUGCUGGUCUCUGAUGCCUCUGACAACUUAGUGCUCUUGGUUUCCCACUGAUGCUGGAACAGAAUACUACAAGGGGGUGGCUUUAAUGGACAGAAGUUUAUUUUCUUACAAUUUAGGAGAUGAGGAGCCUGAAUUCAGGGCACCAGCUCCAGGGGAAGGCUUUCUGUCUCUGUCCAUUCUGGGGGGAAAUCUUUGUCUCUUUCAGCUGCUUCUCUUUCUUGGUGCUCUCCACGUGGCAUCUAUCUUUACCCAUUUGGUGCUUCUGUACCUAAUGAACUCUUUAUAUCUCGAGUGAUUGGCUUAAAACACACCCUACACUGGUAUGCCUCAUUAACAUAACAAAGAAACCCCUAUUCCCGAAGAGGGUUACAUCAACAAGUAUAGGGGUUAGGAUUUAUAACAUAAUUUUUGGGGACACAACUGAAUCCAUAACAAGGUCCCAUUAGUGAUUGGCUCUUGGGGGUGAGGAAAGUGGGCUGAGUGACUCCUGGGGAUGACAGGUCGACAGAAAGAAUCAUCCUGUCCUGAGGACAUUCUGAAUUCCAAGGAAUCACCCACUUGACGUUCUAAUUUGUUGUUAAUCUGGCAUCUGGCUGUGUUGGCCUGCCCCUCGCUUACACCACUGCUCCUCAUUUCCCUCACACACUGCCUGUACCUUCCUCUACUUCUGAGAUUCACAGACAUCGUCCUCUAAGCACUGUGCUGGGGAGCGGGGGUUAUAUAUCAGUGUGAGCGACGUCCUGGCAUCUGUAGACAAGUAUCCUAGGUUCCUCUCACGAGUUCCCAUUCUGUCUCUUGAAAUAGCAAGUGGCAGUCCCCACCUUCCACCCUCGCCAAGCAUAGGGCCAGCUUGAACACACCAGACACCUAGUCCUCAGUCACAGCUGACCUGCCAGGAACACCUCAGUGAUUUACGGCCUGCUGGCCAGAGUCAGGGCCUAGGGGGAAACCACCGCCCAGGGUGUGCGUGCCUCUCCUUGUGCACACCUGGAAGGAGAUGCACAUACAGUCCACGUUCUCCAGGGAUCGCCAGGUUGAUUUCAGUGAGACUGGGUGGGAUUAGGCUUCUCCAGGGAUGGAAAUCUUGUUUUAAUGCAAAAGUGUGCCGGUUAACUAAUUUUCUCUUGCUCUAAAAUCACAAAAAAAACCUUUUGAUCUAGAAAGUGUUAUGUAUCAUGGAGUCAGCUGUGCUACAAGUGAUUUGAUGCCUUUUAUUCCUCUUUUAGUACUUUAGUUCUUUGCACAUUUUAUUGUGCCCUGCAACUCUUGGGGGGCCUUGGGUUGACGUUUGUGCCUUCAAGAAGAAUGACCUUUGACAAUACUUGCUUUGGACAAAAGGGGGCCCUCCCUCUCUGUCGUCUUCAUGGUUCCCUCCACCGUCUUACUUGAACAGGUCCUUCCUCCACACUGAGCUCCAGAGCCCUGGGACAGGCAGGGACAGGUUGGGGGCCUGAGUGCUUUCCUGCAGCUUCCCUAUGACAUACUUUACAAAUAGCUCUAGCUGCAGAAAACAGUUGAGUAGCAAUCAAGAGGUCCGUGUGUGAGCCUGGUCCCCAGAGAACCAAAGGCCAGGUUUCUUCCCUGUCUGUCAGAGUUGGCUCGAGUGGCUCUGUGGAAGUGAGGUGGUGUUCCCAGCUUCCAUUUCCCCAUCCUUUGGGUGGCCACUCACCAGCGCUGGGCACCAGCUUUGCACUAGAAACUCCCUGCCAUGUGUUUUGUCUUGGGUGGACAGCAGGGGGGCCAGGACUUGUGUUCCUGGCCAGAAACAACUGCACUUGGAUAGCACUUCCCAGGGUGGUGACUGACAAGCCAAGAAUAUAUCCUGCAGCGCGAGGCCUGUGGGGCUGGG